ACCACCAUAAUAACAUCCAGACCCUCACCAACUACUUCUACAACCACAUCAACCCCCACAAGUGAAUCCACCACCUUGUCUACUUCUACAACCACUCCCACACAUAGCACCACAAUCACUUCAACAAGCUUGACCACAAGUACUGCCGAGACUCUCACCUCAUCACCCACCAUGAGUGCCACAACCACCACGGCAACAACUAACCAUAUGAGCACACCACAACCCUCCAGCACAAUCACAACAUCAACUACUCCCAACACCAGUACUAUGGUUAGUACAGGCCAGACCACAACCAGUACUGAGACUCCUACUACAACAGCCACCAGCAUAAUAACAUCCAGCCUGUCAACAAUUCUUUCUACAACCACAACAACCUCCACAAGUGAAUCUACCACCUUGUCAAAUCCUACAACCACUCCAACACAUAGCACCACUGUCACUUCAACAAGCCUGACAACAACCACCACCGAGACGCCCACAUCAUCAUCCACAAUGAGUGCCUCACCGACAAUCGCAACAACUAGCCAAACUUCCACACCUCAGUCCUCCACCACUACCCCAACUACUUCCAGUGCCAGCACCACAGUAAUGACAAGUGAGACCACCACCAUCCUUGAGACUCCCACAACAACAACUAUGACCACAAUCACAUCCAGCCCCUCAACAACCACUUCUACAACCAUAACUACCCCCACAACUGAAUCUACUACCUUGUCUACUCCUACAACCACUCCUACACAUAGCACCACUGUCACUCCAACAAGCCAGACCAUCAGAACCGAGACUCCCACCUUAUCACACACCACAAGUGCCACAACUACCAGUGAAACAACUAGCCAAAUAUCCACACCUCAGUUCUCUACUACAACCUCAUCUACUACCAGUGCUAGUUCCACGGUUACUAUAAGUCAGACCACAUCAAGCACAGAGACUUCCAGCAUCACAAGCACAACCAGUCCCUCACCAACUACUUCUACAACCACACCAACCCCAACAAGUGAACCCACCACGAGUACCGCAACUACCACUGCAACAACUAGCCAAACUUCCAUACCUCAGUCCUCCUCCACAACCUCAACUACAUCCAGUGCCAGCACCACAGUAACGACAAGUGAAUCCACCACAAGUGCUGCAACUACCACUGCAACAACUAGCCAAACUUCCACAUCUCAGUCCUCCACCACAACCCCCACUACGUCCAGUGCCAGCACCACAUCGAUGACAAGUGAAUCCACCACGAGUGCUGCAACUACCACUGCAACAACUAGCCAAACUUCCACACCUCAGUCUUCCAUCACUACCCCAACUACUUCCAGUGCCAGCACCACAUCGAUGACAAGUGAGACCACAACGAGCACAGUAACUCCCUCUGUUACAAGCACAACUAGUCCCUCAUCAAUGACUUCUACAACCACACCAACCCCAACAAGUGAACCCACCACGAGUACCGCAACUACCACUGCAACAACUAGCCAAACUUCCAUACCUCAGUCCUCCUCCACAACCUCAACUACAUCCAGUGCCAGCACCACAGUAACGACAAGUGGGACCACCACCAUCACUGAUACUCCCACGACAACAACCACGACCAAAAUCACAUCCAGCCCUUCAAUAACCGCUUCUACAACCACACCAACUCCAACAACAGGUGAAUCCACCAUGAGUGCUGCAACUACCACUGCAACAACUAGCCAAACUUCCACACCUCAGUCUUCCAUCACUACACCAACUACUUCCAGUGCCAGCACCACAUCGAUGACAAGCGAGACCACAACGAGCACAGUAACUCCCUCUGUCACAAGCACAACUAGUCCCUCAUCAACUACUCCUACAACCACACCAACCCCAACAAGUGAACCCACCACGAGUACUGCAACUACCACUGCAACAACUAGCCAAACUUCCAUACCUCAGUCCUCCAGCACAACCUCAACUACUUCCAGUGCCAGCACCAUAUCGAUGACAAGCGAGACCACAAUGAGCACAGUAACUCCCUCUGUCACAAGCACAACUAGUCCCUCAUCAGUGACUUCUACAACCACACCAACCCCAACAAGUGAACCCACCAUGAGUACUGCAACUACCACUGCAACAACUAGCCAAACUUCCACAUCUCAGUCUUCCAUCACUACCCCAACUACUUCCAGUGCCAGCACCACAUCGAUGACAAGUGAGACCACAACGAGCACACCAAACUUCCAUACCUCAGUCCUCCUCCACAACCUCAACUACAUCCAGUGCCAGCACCACAUCUUCCAUCACUACACCAACUACUUCCAGUGCCAGCACCACAUCGAUGACAAGCGAGACCACAACGAGCACAUCUUCCAUCACUACCCCAACUACUUCCAGUGCCAGCACCACAUCGAUGACAACCAAACUUCCAUACCUCAGUCCUCCUCCACAACCUCAACUACAUCCAGUGCCAGCACCACAGUAACGACAAGUGGGACCACCACCAUCACUGAUACUCCCACGACAACAACCACGACCAAAAUCACAUCCAGCCCUUCAAUAACCGCUUCUACAACCACACCAACUCCAACAACAGGUGAAUCCACCAUGAGUGCUGCAACUACCACUGCAACAACUAGCCAAACUUCCACACCUCAGUCUUCCAUCACUACACCAACUACUUCCAGUGCCAGCACCACAUCGAUGACAAGCGAGACCACAACGAGCACAGUAACUCCCUCUGUCACAAGCACAACUAGUCCCUCAUCAACUACUCCUACAACCACACCAACCCCAACAAGUGAACCCACCACGAGUACUGCAACUACCACUGCAACAACUAGCCAAACUUCCACAUCUCAGUCCUCCACCACAACCCCAACUACUUCCAGUGCCAGCACCACAUCAAUGACAAGUGAGACCACAACGAGCACAGUAACUCCCUUUGUCACAAGCACAACUAAUCCCUCAUCAACUACUUUUACAACCACACCAACCCUAACAACAGUCAUCCACCACAACCCCAACUUCUUCCAGUGCCAGCACCACAUCGAUGACAAGCGAGACCACAACGAGCACAUCUUCCAUCACUACCCCAACUACUUCCAGUGCCAGCACCACAUCGAUGACAAGUGA
Molecule: messenger RNA, 3090 nt
Organism: Suncus etruscus (white-toothed pygmy shrew)
Lineage: Eukaryota; Metazoa; Chordata; Mammalia; Eulipotyphla; Soricidae
Product: mucin-5AC-like
Exons: 10
Coding region: 172-3090 (972 amino acids)
Source: RefSeq, a predicted model, not a curated record